Molecule: messenger RNA, 1758 nt
Organism: Magnolia sinica
Lineage: Eukaryota; Viridiplantae; Streptophyta; Magnoliopsida; Magnoliales; Magnoliaceae
Product: mitogen-activated protein kinase homolog NTF6-like
Exons: 7
Coding region: 146-1285 (379 amino acids)
Biological process (GO): protein phosphorylation; intracellular signal transduction
Cellular component (GO): cytoplasm; nucleus
Molecular function (GO): ATP binding; MAP kinase activity
Source: RefSeq, a predicted model, not a curated record
AACCCCGUGAUAAAAAGACAUUCUCAAUAAAACCCCUCGCCUAGAAAAGAGAAGUAGAAAACGCUCCUCUCUCUUGCUUUCUCUCUUUCUUUCUCUCUCCCUUUCUUUCUUUUUCUUGGCAGUGCUUUUGAAUUAAGAUUCUAAAAUGGAAGAGGAAUCUGAGGUUAUGAGUGAGGUGAAACGAGUUCCUACUCAUGGUGGGAAGUAUGUCGUCUACAAUGUUCUUGGGAACCUCUUCGAGGUCUCUGCGAAGUACGUCCCUCCGAUCCAACCCAUCGGCCGCGGCGCUUACGGCAUUGUGUGCUGUGCAAGAAAUUCUGAGACGAAAGAAGAGGUUGCUAUCAAGAAAAUUGGGAAUGCAUUUGACAACAGGAUUGAUGCAAAGAGGACACUGCGAGAAAUCAAACUCCUUUGCCAUAUGGAGCAUGAAAAUAUUGUACGGAUCAAGGACGUUGUACGGCCACCAGAAAGGGAAAACUUCAAUGAUGUUUAUAUUGUAUAUGAGCUUAUGGAUACUGAUCUCCAUCAGAUAAUACGCUCGAGCCAGACACUGACAGUUGAUCACUGCCAAUAUUUUCUGUAUCAGUUGCUACGAGGUUUGAAAUAUAUACACUCUGCAAAUGUUUUGCACCGAGAUCUGAAACCCAGCAAUUUGCUCCUCAAUGCAAACUGCGACCUCAAGAUUUGUGACUUUGGGCUUGCGAGAACCACAUCAGAAACGGAUUUGAUGACAGAAUAUGUUGUGACGCGUUGGUAUAGGGCACCAGAACUGCUUCUUAACUGUUCAGAGUAUACUGCCGCCAUCGAUAUCUGGUCAGUUGGUUGCAUAUUCAUGGAAAUCAUCAAAAGAGAGCCAUUGUUUCCUGGUAAAGACUAUGUCCAACAGUUGAGGCUUAUAACAGAGCUCUUGGGUUCGCCAGAAGACUCAGACCUUGGGUUCCUAAGAAGUGAUAAUGCUCGGCGGUAUGUCAUGCAACUUCCAAGGUUCCCAAAGCAACCAUUCUCGCAAAAAUUUCCAGAUGUCGAUCCUGUGGCCGUCGAUCUUUUGGAGAGAAUGCUUGUUUUCGAUCCAUGCAAACGAAUAACUGUCGAUGAAGCAUUGAAGCAUCAGUAUUUAUCGAGUCUCCAUGAGAUCAAUGAAGAACCCACCUGCCCAUCUCCUUUCCUCUUCGAUUUCGAACAGGCAUCAUUCAGCGAAGAAGAUAUUAGGGAGCUCAUAUGGACAGAGUCGUUGAAUUUCAACCCAGAACGGGCAUCCUCCGGCCCCACCACACGAUUGUCCUGAUAUGUCUAGAAGGCACUGCCAUAUAUAAUCCAAAUGGAUCAGAGAUCCUCAAUAUCUUUGGGAAGAUGAAUGGUAUGGAUCACCAUUUGGUGAGGGAGACAGGGCGAGCAAGGUUGGCAUUUUGCGUUGGUUGUGUCCUGAUUAAUGUCUGGUAUUGGAUUUCGGUAGAGGUAUUGUAGAUAUGGAUUUUCCUUCUUUUACAUGUUGAGAGAUUGUUGAAUGGUUGGAGACAACUUAAUAUAGCAUAUAUAAUGUGGGAAGUUGGAUUCAGCUCUCCUUGAAUCCAAUCACCCAAGUUUUCUACUUUGGCUCGAGUUUGGUCAAAUAUGAGAAUAAAAAGAAAAGACAAGAAAGUGUUGUGGAAAUUUGAAGAGUGGACUGUUGAGGAUUGCUAUGAUCUUCCUGCUGUACUAAGGUGUAUAUUCUGAAUUCUGUUUGCGAAUAGAAAAGAGAUUGUUGUUGGUUGAAUGCUA